Molecule: messenger RNA, 1449 nt
Organism: Xyrichtys novacula (pearly razorfish)
Lineage: Eukaryota; Metazoa; Chordata; Actinopteri; Labriformes; Labridae
Source: the annotation of a GenBank genome assembly
AUGGGCGACUGGAGCUUUCUGGGGCGGCUGUUGGAGAACGCUCAGGAGCACUCAACGGUCAUUGGCAAAGUCUGGCUGACUGUCCUCUUCAUCUUCAGGAUCCUGGUGCUGGGGGCUGCAGCUGAAGAGGUGUGGGGGGAUGAGCAGUCUGACUUUACCUGUAAUACCCAGCAGCCUGGUUGUGAGAACGUCUGUUACGACGAGGCCUUUCCCAUCUCGCACAUCCGUUUUUGGGUGCUGCAGAUCAUCUUCGUGUCCACGCCGACCCUCAUCUACCUGGGCCAUGUGUUACACAUUGUCCGCAUGGAGGAGAAGCGGAAAGAGAAGGAGGAGGAGAUGCGGAAAGCGAACAGGUUUCAAGAGGAGAAAGAACUCCUUUAUAGAAAUGGUGGAGAUUCUGGCGGUGGAGGAGGAGGUGGUGGUGGCAAGAAGGAGAAGCCACCGAUCAGGGACGAGCAUGGCAAAAUUCGUAUCAGAGGCGCAUUGCUGCGUACCUAUGUGUUCAACAUUAUUUUCAAGACCCUGUUUGAAGUGGGAUUCAUUUUGGGCCAAUAUUUCCUGUAUGGCUUCCAGCUGAGGCCCCUGUACAAGUGUGCACGUUGGCCCUGCCCCAACACCGUGGACUGCUUCAUAUCAAGGCCUACUGAAAAGACUAUUUUUAUUAUAUUUAUGCUUGUGGUGGCUUGCGUGUCUCUUUUGCUGAAUUUGUUAGAGAUCUAUCACCUUGGAUGGAAGAAAGUCAAACAGGGCAUGACGAAUGAGUUUGCCCCAGACCAAGAGUCACUUCGCCGUGUCGACAUUGCAGAACCUGAGUGUUUGGCCUCGGCCUCCAGAACUGCUCCAUCCAGCCUCGGCUACCCUCCCAACUACACAGACGUGACGGCGGGCAGCAGGGCGUUCCUGCCACCCAUGGGGCCAGCAACUGUGCCCACAGCGGCAGAGUUUAAGAUGGACGACCUCCAGCAGGAGCAGUCCCUCCACCAGCCGUCUCCUUCUUCCCACUACUACAUAAGCAACAACAACAACCACAGGCUGGCCACGCAGCAGAACUGGGCCAACCUGGCCACCGAGCAGCAGACUCGGGAGAUGAAGGCCACUUCCCCCGCCCCAUCAUCCUCCUCUUCAGCCAGCACCAGCAAAGAGCAACAGCAGCAGCAGCAGCAGCAACUGCGGCGUGUGGAUGUUGAACUUCUACUUCCAACCACCAACAGUCAUACCAACACAACAGCCACUGCAGCAUCCAGCAGCAGCAGCAGCAGCAGCCCCGGCACUGCCUCCAACACGGGCAGCUGGAACGGGGGAAAGAGUGAGCAGGAGGAAGGUAAUACCACCACCACUACGGUGGAGAUGCACGAGCCUCCAGUAACGGUCAGCACAGAUCCUCGGCGGCUCAGUCGGGCCAGCAAGAGCAGCAGUAUCAGAGCGAGGCCGAGUGACCUAGCUGUCUGA